This is a messenger RNA of Cadophora gregata, 2365 nucleotides long. It is a transcript of the gene MTO1, whose product is annotated as Mitochondrial Translation Optimization, variant 2. NCBI's taxonomy places the organism in Eukaryota, Fungi, Ascomycota, Leotiomycetes, Helotiales, Ploettnerulaceae. Bases 421 to 2196 code for a protein of 591 amino acids. The record is from RefSeq and is a predicted model, not a curated record. Gene Ontology annotation, molecular function: flavin adenine dinucleotide binding. Gene Ontology annotation, cellular component: cytosol. Gene Ontology annotation, biological process: tRNA wobble uridine modification; tRNA methylation. The transcript has 2 exons.
GGCUUAAUCGCCCGAUAGCCGCGUUCGCGGCAAAAUAAUAUUUUGGCCACCCACCACUCCCCACUGCAUCGAUACUCUUUCCAGAAGGGUUUCAUUAUGCCAUCAUGAAUCGACGGAUAAUAUGUACUCGGUCUGUGUCCUUGGGACGAUCGGUUCGGCCUCGACAAUUUCAGCUUCAACAGCGAUACUUUGCUGCUGUUGCGCAGGAUCAUAGGUAGCCAACUGCUCAUCUCGGCCAACUCUUUAUUGACUGUUUUCAGGCCAUACGAUGUUGUCGUUAUAGGAGGAGGCCAUGCUGGAUCCGAAGCAUGUGCUGGUGCAGCCAGAUCCGGAGCCAGGACUGCGCUCAUUACACCGAAACUCGAAAACAUUGGGGUGUGCUCAUGCAACCCAAGUUUUGGAGGGAUUGGGAAAGGCACAAUGUUGAGGGAGGUCGAUGCUUUGGAUGGAGUUGCUGGAAGAAUUAUUGAUAAAUCCGGCGUGCAAUUCAAGGUUCUGAAUAGAAAGAAAGGCCCGGCUGUGUGGGGUCCUCGUGCCCAGAUCGACCGCAAACUGUACCAGAAACAUAUGAGAGAAGAAUUGGAUACGUACCCAAAUCUGUCGAUUGUGCCUGGGAGUGUAGCGGAUAUCGUUGUCACUCAUGAAGAGGGCCAAAUACCAAGCGGGAAGAUUACGGGUGUUCGACUGGAGUCGGGAGAGGUCAUACAGACCAACCAUGUGGUAAUCACGACCGGAACUUUCUUAGGCGGAGAGAUCCAUAUUGGGCUGGAGUGCCACCCUGCUGGGCGAAUGGGCGAAGCAGCCACUUUUGGCUUGAGCAAAUCAUUGAAGGACGCAGGAUUUGAAUUGGGAAGACUGAAGACUGGUACUCCCCCUCGCCUGGCCAAAGGAACCAUCAAUUUCAGCAUUUUGGAUGCCCAGGCUGGCGAUGAGCCACCAAUGCCCUUCAGUUUCCUGAAUGAGUCUGUUUCGGUGGAGGAUCAGCUACUUUGUUAUGCGACAUAUACGAACGAAGCAUCGCACGAUGUGGUUAGAGCCAACCUUGCAAACUCGAUUCAUAUCAGGGAAACAGUCAAGGGGCCGAGGUAUUGUCCUUCUCUAGAAUCUAAGGUCAUCCGUUUCUCGGAUAAGGAGAAGCACAUAAUAUGGCUAGAGCCAGAAGGUUUCGAUAGCGAUGUGAUUUAUCCAAAUGGGAUUUCCAUGACUAUACCAGCAGAAGCCCAAGAGCAACUUCUGAAAACUGUCAAGGGCUUGGAAAAUGUCACAAUGUUACAACCAGGUUAUGGAGUAGAAUACGACUACGUCGACCCUCGAAGUCUGAAGUCAACACUCGAGACUAAGAAGAUACGUGGGCUGUUCUUAGCAGGACAAAUCAAUGGAACGACAGGUUACGAAGAAGCGGCCGCACAAGGCAUCAUAGCCGGUGUCAACGCCGGUCUGUCCUCACAAUCGAAACCUCCGAUUAUACUUUCCAGAAGUGAUGGCUAUAUCGGAAUCAUGAUCGACGAUCUCAUCACCAAAGGAGUUUCAGAACCAUACCGCAUGUUCACAUCACGGAGCGAAUAUCGUAUGAGUGCCCGGGCAGACAAUGCUGAUCUGCGGCUCACUGCAAAAGGUCGAGAAGCAGGUAUAGUCAGCGACAACCGCUGGUCUAGAUUUUCAGACGAACUGUCCCAAAUUGACGGACUGAAGGCUGCUCUUAUGGCCAAAACCUCCAGUGCCCCCAUAUGGAUCAAAGACGGCUUCAGAGUCGGCAACGACUCGACUCGACGAUCGGCUUUUGAAGUCCUGCGCCUAGCAGGCGUAAAACUCGCAGAUAUGGAGUCCCUCGUCCCAGAAAUCACACAGUAUAACUCUCGCAUUCAGACACGAGUCGGCAUCGAAGCCGUGUAUGCUCCAUACGUUGAGCAACAGACAACAGCCAUGCGCGUAUUCCAGAAGGACGAGAAUCUAAGACUUCCGCUGGACUUGGAUUAUGAUAGUAUUUUCGGGCUAUCGAUGCACGAGAAGUCUCUGCUCAACGUUACGCGGCCGGAAUCAGUUGGCCAAGCGAGACGUAUUGAGGGAAUGACGCCUGCUGGGACAUUGAGGCUAUUAGCUUUUGUGCAGGGGAGGCAGAGGACUGCUGCGAAAGCUGUUGCCUUUGAGGAGAUUGCUGCGAGAAAGAAGGAGUUCAUGGUUAGUAAUGGUAAAUGAGUCGGUGAUUCUGGGAAAUAGAUGAGCGGGUCUUGCAUAUUCCGGAGUUGGAUUUGAAGUACUCUCUCGAUUGAGAGUUGUACCUGUAACGUCUGUAACAACAUGUAUUGAACAACUGAAUUGUACGAUGAGACACACAAGGAAUGUCAAAGCACCAGAUGCUCUCCGG